UCACCUAAGUUCACAUGACUCGGCUCUUUCCAAAUCUAACUUGUAGAAAAAAAAGAUAAAAAUAAGAGAAAGAUAUUUGUUUAAUGGCUAAAACGCCAAGUUCAUCGAAGGUCCUUAUGAUGAUGCUUUUCUCAUUCUUGGCUCUUUUCAUAAUCUCCCAUGCUCGAGUUGUUUUUACUGAUACGCCGUCUAAUUCGUACGCUCCACCUAUUUACGCUCCUGUUCCUAAGGAAUGUCUCGAGCCACCUUAUUGCCGCGGUCCUCCCGGAGAGUCUCAAUUUGGUUACAAUGAAAGAAACUAUUAUCAAAUUAAUUAAAUUAAGGUGAUAUAUAUGGGCUACUCUUCAUAUAUUGUUCAUCAUUUGCUGGAGAAUGAAAAGUUUAUGAGAUCCGUGUUAUAAUAUGUUGCAGUUUGUAUAAUGUAUAAUGAUAUUUAUGUAUUCUUUUUUCUUGUUUUUCUGUUUUUGGGAUAGUCACCAUUAAGAUGUUAGAAGAAAACUUAUCCACGAAAGCCCAUUAAUGUCGAGGCCCGUCAUGUGUUGCCUCUGUUAUGUUCGAUAUAGGUUUAUUUGAGGGAUGUUACAAUCUUUGUAAUUAGGUCUAGUAGACCGUUAUAUAAAAUUAAAUGUGUUUUGCAAA
Molecule: messenger RNA, 639 nt
Organism: Arabidopsis lyrata subsp. lyrata
Lineage: Eukaryota; Viridiplantae; Streptophyta; Magnoliopsida; Brassicales; Brassicaceae
Exons: 2
Coding region: 84-317 (77 amino acids)
Source: RefSeq, a predicted model, not a curated record